Molecule: messenger RNA, 583 nt
Organism: Adelges cooleyi (spruce gall adelgid)
Lineage: Eukaryota; Metazoa; Arthropoda; Insecta; Hemiptera; Adelgidae
Exons: 4
Coding region: 96-515 (139 amino acids)
Source: RefSeq, a predicted model, not a curated record
UAAUUCACUAUAAAACUGAGAAUUGUAGAGAGGACGGAUUAUUCGUUUUGUUUCUGAGUUAUAGUUAAACGUAUAGUAGAUAAACUACAAACAUAAUGUAUUUCAAACUUACUUUUUUCUUAGUAGCUUCUGUUUUGAUUGCCAAAGUAGUGGGACCGGAAACAGUCAAAAUGGAGGACUUCGACGUAACGGAUUUGACAAUUCCAACCGAGAAGCUUGAGAACGAGCUUAUGCGUAGAAUUUUUGUAAGCAUUUUAAGCGAAAAUAAACUACCAUAUAAUAAGUACAGUACUAUUAGUGUGAACAUGUUUCGUGAAUACUUGAAAGAUUCUGAAAUGAGCGAUCGUGUAUUAAACAUUUUCCGUGCGAGCGGAUCCCUUAAUAAUGUAACUGGCCAAAUAACACUUGAAGAAUUUAUGCAUUUAAUAAGAAGUGCAACAGAACUUUCUCGAUUUAAUACAAUAAAUGAAUUUACCAAACCAUUGAAGCUAAAUGUUGGAACACCGAAGGAGUAAUAAUUAUAAAUUAGUCUGCUGCUUGCAACGUUUAUAAAUGUUACAUUCAAACCUUCAACGGAAUAUAA